GGAGCUACUAUGUGUUUUCUGGUUGCCAAUGAGAAGAGAAGAUGUUUCACUGUGGAGUUGGAGACAGAUGAGAAAUCUCUGUCAGACGCUCCAAACGGGAAUAACGACGCUCUUAUUUGAAUAAAGACAGUUUCUUAAUCUAAUGUGGACUAUUUAGAGGAGUUUAAGAUGCAUACAACCCGCAGUCCAUCCGCAUCCAUCCAGGCAGGAGCAGCUGGAGACGCACUGGACCUCAGCUUGAACGGCUCUCAGCUCACAAUGGGCCGCAGACCAAGCAGCGCUUCUCCUGGAAAACACUUCUCUCGAUCCAUAUCUGUGUCCGUGGCAUAUGACGGCAGAGGGAAGCGAAACACAUUGACUGAUGCUGGAUUGGGAAGCUCACGGGCAAUUAAGAACCUGCGUCGAUCUAACAGCACCACACAGGUGAACCAGCAGGCCAACACAAGCCUCAGCAGUGAAGGCCACACAGAAGACUUCCUGGCUCUCUUCAACAGCAGCUCUGAUGGACGGCGAAAACUUGCCAGCCUCUCCAAGAUGUCCAAAGAUCGAACCACCUGGAAUAUUCUGGAUGACCAGCCGAGAGUGUUCCCUGUGCCCAGCAGUUCUCACAGUACCUGCAGUAUGGAUUCUCCUACAGGCCUAAAGAAGAGGGAAGCUGGAGUCUCUUUGGCAGCCAAUUUCACUGCCAACAACAGGAGUAAUAAAGCAGCUGUGGGCAACGCAGUGACCACCAUCCUUCAUAACAACCACUCAGAGAAACCCCUCACUCCCAAGAGCUCCAAUCAGAAACCCUCCUUUAAUAACCUAAUCAAAGCCACUGUAAAUGACGAUGUGACGCUGGAUGUGAGUGGUUCUCUCACUAAGUCUCAGAAGAACUUCUCCUCUGCGUCAUCAAGCUCCAACAACAAUGCUCCUCGCAGCCCUCGAAGCCCAGGUCAACCCCGCAGACGAGAGGUCACCGAGGAGGAGGCCGAAAGGUAUAUUCAGCAAGUGAACCAUGCUGCUAUUAUCAUCCAGCGUUGGUAUCGUCGACAUGUCAACAGUAAGAGAGCCAAUGAGAAUACAAUCAAACAGCUCCUUGCAUCCAAAAAGAAGGAGAGGGAGCAGAGAGCAGAAGAGGCAAAAACCACAGAGUCACUGAAAAAGAAAGAAGAUGAUCGAAAACGGAUCAGAGAAGAGAAAGCUCGUCUGGCUCGACUCACUGCCAUCCAGGAGUUGCAGCAGAAAAGAGCUCAACGAGCAGCAGAGGUACAGCAAAUCGCAGAGCAGGAAACAGAGGCACUCCGGCAUGCUGGGAAAGUAGGACGUAAAAAACUCACCAAAAGUUCACCCACUUCUCCUACAGAUAUCAAGGCUAAAAAUACAGAUUCUAAUGUCAAUGUGGUGUCUGAUCUGGAUGAUGUGACGAAUCUGAGGGCUGCUUCGCCUGCUGGUUCUGCAUGCAGAGUAUCUCAGUGCUCUCAGGAGAUUCUCCAGAGGUCUGUAAGCAUGGAAGAUCAGCGACAGGGGGCGUCAUCGAGCAGAGCGCAGUCAAAAACCACUCUCAAUGAUUUGCUGGACACUCUGAAGCUCUUAGAAGAGGAGCCAGAGAGACUGUCAGAGCCUAAGAGCUACAGGAAGGACAAAUAUUCCUGGAUUGAUGAGGAUGGAGAUUCUAACUCUCUGACGACAGAUAAUGUGGAGCGGCACAGACAGCUGAGUCAAACUCCAGCUCUUCCAGAUGGGGGCGCUUUGCUCUCAGAAGCCAAACUGCAAAGCAUUAUGAGUUUUCUAGAUGAGAUGGAGAAAUCGGAGCAGGAGAGACCACGCUCAGUCACCUCUGGAUCACAUAGAGAGGUGGUGCUGUCAGAGGAAGAUCUAGCAGUUGUUGAACAAGCCUCAGCCACAGCUGCUGAGGUCACCGGCUCUAUGAUGAGACUCAGACUGGAGCUGGAUGAGAAAAAACGCACCGUCAAUAUGCUACAGACUGCACUGGCCCAGCAGAGGGAGCUGACGAUCCGACACGUGAAGGAGACAGAGAAAGAGCUUAAUCAUACUUUUCAGCUACAGAAAGAGCAGUAUGAAGCGACAAUACAGAGACACCUGACAUUUAUAGACCAGCUGAUUGAUGAUAAAAAGGCCCUGAGUGAACGCUGUGAAGAAGUAGUGGGAGAACUCAAGCAGGUCGAUCAGAAAUACACGAAGAAGAUCGCCCAGAUGCAGGAGCAACACGAGCUGGUGUGGCAAAUUCUGGGUCCCAUGUGUGAGGAGAUUAAGAAGCUAAAAGAGUUAAUGAGUGCCACAGAGAAGGUCCGACGGGAAAAAUGGAUCAACGAGAAGACCAAAAAGAUCAAGGAGAUCACUGUAAAAGGUCUAGAACCUGAAAUUCAGAAGCUGAUCUCCAAACACAAGCAGGAGCUGAAGAAGCUGAGAGUUCUUCAUGAGGCAGAGCUCCUCCAGGCGGACGAGAGGGCUGCUCAACGCUACGUCAGACAGAGCGAGGAGUUACGGCAACAGCUGGAGAAAGAAAAAGAUGAACAGUGCCAGAGAGAAAGAGAAUUGGCUAAGCAGAGGUUGGAGAAGCAGCUGCAGGAAGAGGAGAACGUGCUGCAGCAACAGAGGAGGCGUCUUUAUAAAGAAGUGUCGGAGGAAAAAGAGCGUCUCACACAACUGGCAGCAAGGCAGCAUGCAGAGCUGGAAGACUUAAGGAAGCAGCUGGAGGACAACAGCUCUUUGGCAGGAAGAGCAUUGAGAGAAGAGCUGGAGAAGAGCAGGGAUGAGCAGGAGAGACGUCAUCAGGUUGAAAUAAAGGCCCUGAAGGAACGACUCGAAAUUGAGAAACAGACAUGGGAGGAAAAUUAUAUGAAAAAAGAGGAAGCAUGGCUGUUGAGUCGAGAGAGGGAGCUGAAAGAGGAAGUGCGUCGUGGAAGAGACAAAGAGAUCGAACUGGCCAUUCAGAGGCUAGAGGUGGAGACCAGAGAGGCCAGAGAGGAGUGCGAGCGAGCUGCUGACAACCGGAUGAAGCGCGUGAGGGAGAAAUACGAAGCCGAGCUAAGGGAUCUGGAGCGUUCGGAGCGGACAUCGCUACAGAAACAGCAGGAGAUGAGGGAGAAACACAGUGAGAUGGAGGCCGAGCUUCUCCGACUGCAGUCUCUUUUACGACAGCGAGAGCAGGAGAUAAGCGACCUCACCCAGGCCCGUGAUAAGUUAUCAGAAGAGCGUCGCAGCCUGUCAGAAGUCAUCAGACAGGAGUUUGCAGAGCGGCUUAUAGAGCUGGAGGAAGAGAACAGGAGGAUGAAAAUGGAGGUCUCGGAAGCCAAAGCUCGACUUCGCUUAGAAGUAGAGCGAGUGACCAGAGAAAAGGAAGAAGAGCUUGCAGAAGUACAUCAGAGAGUGAAGUCAGCUAUAUUGAAGAAGGAAGAGACUGUGAACAACCUGCGGAAGCAACAUGAGGCGGCAGUGAAGAGAGCAGAUCAUCUUGAGUCAUUGCUGGAGCAGCAGAGAAAACAGCUGUUAGGGAAAUGAAUGACAAGUUAGGGCAUUGAACCCCCUAGAGAUCCCUUCCCUUCUGUCAUACCGUCCUCUUGCGCAAAGAAAGCUUUUCUUUAUUUGUUUUUUUGUUUUUUUACGUUUCUUUUGGUUGUUUGGAUUCUGGAUGGACGUUUUGGUUCCACCAGACCUCUCAUCCAUAAAGGCAGCCUUUGUCAUUCCCAUGGGAACAAGGCAAGAAAUAAGAGAGGAAUUUAAUCUUCUCCAUGACUCCUGGAGAGGCUUUUGUGUUGUCUCUCUUGCACGGAUAUGACCAAAUUGCAGACUCUUUUCAGCCACCGCUUUCACACAGCUAAUCAAACGAACAGUAAUUAAAAUUGAAACACAAUUUCCUUACUAGAGUUUAGAUCCAGUGUAUUGUUGAAUCUUACAGACUCGUGAAAAUGUGCAUAUUUCACCCCCGUACUCAGAAAAUAUAAAUCAGAAUUUGCUCCCACAUUAAGUGGCCUUAACUACUAUGUAUUUGCAUCAAAAUAUAAGGACAAUGUACUUAAUUUGUUCAUAAUGUGUUGCAGAACACUUCAGGUGCAUUUCGGGUCAGGUUUGCUGUUAGGUUUUGGGGUGGGUCAAGGUGUAAGGAACAGUCAAGAGUAAUUACACAUAUUACAUAUGUACAUACAUAAGUACAAUGUAAAACAUUUAUAAAUUAAAACUAAUAAUAAUAUUUAAAAUGAAUCAUCAAUCAGUGUAAAUAAAUGUUAGUUAGGGCUACUUGAUGUAAAGUGGGUCCCAGAAUUUUUCUUUAGUUUUGAAAACAAGACAGACCACAGCAAAUUAAAGUGACAGUUCACCUAAAAAUGAAGAUUUAUUAACAAUUUACUCGCCUUGUAAUUUCAAAUAUUUAUGAGUUUUGUUUUUCUGUUGAACACAAAGAAAAUACGUUGACAGAUAUUUGAAAUCAAAGCCAUUGAAAGUGAAUACCUGCAACAUUCUUCAGAUUCCUUCUUUUGUGUUCAACAGAAGAAAAAGAUUAGCCUCAAACAAAAAAACAACUUUGGCUCAUUCUGAAAACAUAGACCUAUAUACAUUUCUGGAGAUCACGAAUUAUGUAGGCAGAGCUACGUAUUGCUGUAUUUCAUCUUUAAAAGGAAUGACGCCGUUCCUUUUCACGCUUACCAGCUGACUGCUUACCUCCGUAUGGUCGGCUUUUCCGUUGUUACCAGUUUGUCUGCUAGCUUGACAUAUAUGUUGGCAGACCUGAGAUGCAGAGCGGAGUUGACUGCGACAACAGGGUUUGAUUCCGGUUAAGAACGGUUCCAGAAAGCGUAAGAAAAACAAAAGCUAAAAAAUAAAAUAGACAAUAAACAACAGGGUGAGAAUGUGGUAAAAUCUGAAAAUGUGGUUAAAAUCAGGGGGCUUUUCUAUUUCUGGAUUAAAACACUGUGAUUGGGUUUAGGGAAGGGAGUGGGCGGGUCAAUCAGUGCGUUAGAACAGCAGGCGCGAAUGACACUCCCAAGAGGUAUUUGAGAUCUGAGAAAGCGUACACAGGUGGAUUUGCGAAAAACAAAAAACGCAAAAAAUGUAGAUCCUGCAUCGUUUUUUUUCCUCUCUCCAGAUAUGUAUACAGGGGUAUGUUUUCUGAAUGAGUCUGGGUUGCAAAAAAACACUAUAUUGCAGAAAUAUAUUAUUUAAGUUGUAAAGUAUUUAUACAACAUGAUUUAUGUUUAAUUUAUGCUUGUGUUAUUGCCAUUUUCACUCUUAAUAUAGUAAAAAAAAUUUACUCUGACUAAAAUCACACUCAAAAACUUUCUAAAGUAGGUUAAUGACAGUUCCCAUUGUGGUAACAUGAUGAAUCACCAUGGAAAAUGUGACAAUGCAAAAUAGCAGUUCUUACAUUUGAUUAUUUGAAAAUGGGUGUAAAAUCUGCACGCCUUUGAGUUUCACCCAAGAAACUGGAAAGCCCCAUUUCGCCGGGCACAAAGGCAUGCACAGUAAACUGUUCCAGAUGUUUCUGUAACCUCAUGCCGUCUCCCCGUCUCUCCUCCACACUGGAAUAUAGGGAAAUGGGUGGAGAUUACAGUGGACAGGAGACAAGGGAGGAGAAGUUGGCUUUGAAAUGGAGCAGAGAAGUUAACCCUUUGUAUUAAAGAGAGGAGCCUAAUCCCCCACCAACACAAACAUCCCCACUCCCCACUCCUUUUGUUGUUGAAUACAGAUGCCUUUUGUCCCGGUGCCUCACAGGGCUGUUUCUAAAUUACAGGAGAUGUCCCAGAAGCCCCCAGGAAACCCAAACAUGCUCACACAGAGCCCUCGGUGAAGCCCAGCUCUAGUUCAGAUGUCAGGGAGUGAUGGCAGCGCAGCUAGAAGAGAGAGAGAGUUUUAGAAGGUAUGUUGGCAGUAAAGCAGUAGAUGGACAAGAUAAGUAUAGAGUGUCUCUUUAGGUAGACUGUAGAUUGAGCGGCUCUCAUGGUACGUUGAUGUUCAUGGUGAGAUGAGAUUGAAGUUGAGAUGGAUGUAGAAAGUUGGGUAGAUGAAUAAAAAAUGAAAAUUCAGAUGGAUAGAUAUUUAAGAGCAGUGUGUACUGUAUGAUGGGACAGCAGAGCUGGGUUCAAUAAAAAAGCGACUAUUGUUUGCUGAAUAUGGUGUUCCUGAAUCAACAUUGUCUUAAAGUGGCAGAAAAACAGGGAGGGAAACGGCAGGGAGUUUCACAAUAGGGUAUAUGCAGAGCUAGUGUUUCUUCCCAUACAGCUAACAGUCCGGUGAACGGGUAAUGUGACUUUUCAAUUAUAUACAGUUUCUUUUACAGUAUAGAUGUUGUAAUGUAAUUAAACUAUAAUCAGUUAAAUAGACGUCAGUGUUCAGUUAGUUAUUGAAGCGUAAACCGAGAUGAAAAGGCGUUUACUCGCAGGCAUCAACGGGCAAGCCCAGAAACACCAUUGGAAAUAUUGGAGUAAAAUAAAUUAAAAUAUUUUAAAGACAUGGCAUAGAAAAAUAUAAUUUAAUGCAGUGUUUCUUGUACAUUCUGAGACCCACUUUAUAGCGUGUAUCUUUUAGGCGGUGAAGAUUGUUGAUUUUUAAAGAAAACAGACCUUAAACAUGCUGAUUUUGUAACGGAAUACAGUUCACUGGAAGCGUUUGACCAAGGUUACUGACAAAUUAAAAGUCUUUCUGCAUGCGUCUGCAUAUACCCUAUUGUUUUUAAGGACUAUUAGCCAUGGAAAUGAAUCAGAUUUAACAGUAAAUAAAUAUAUGUGUAAGUAUAAGUAUACGUAUAUGUGACACAGUUUUAGAGUAAAUGGUGCAGUUUUAUACAGUAAUAACUGCCGUAUGGAUUCAGACUUAACUGAAAAUUAAAAUAUAAUAAAAAAUAAAAGCAAAUUAAAGGAACUAAAUUACUACAACUUCCAAAUGAAGCUGUAAAAUGUAUUUUUUAAAAGUUGAACGAGAACAUUUAUUAAAACAGUAAUAGUAUUUUAUUGAAAUAAAACAACAAUACUGCUUCAAGCCAUAUAGGAAUGUCUGAUUUUUGAGCAAACUAUUAUUAUUUUAUUUCAUUUCCAAUCAUAUUUUUAAAAAGUUGUUUGUAAUUUAUUAGACUGAAUAAUAGAAAAUAAAAAGAUCAUUCAAAUUUCAUGAAAAUGUAUUGGAAGAUAAAAACACAGUGCAUCCUGGAUUUUACGGUGUUUUAUUGGUUAGUUUUAGGACUUACCACAUUCUUAUCAAUCUUUCAUUUGUAAAUGAUUGCUUAUUUGAAAAUUAAAUAUUUACACAAAUGUCAACCGGUUACUAACGCAUAAUAUUGAUUCAGGAACGCUUAUUUCUUGGUUAAAUGAUAUCUCUCGUGAUGCUUGACAAAUAGACUGUGUUACGUGAUCAGCAUCCUUGUUGAAUCAGAUUUGAGAGAUAAGUUUUCCAUGUUGUAUGCCAAGUUUAGGUUUAGAAACAAGGGUUAAGGGCUUCUACGUCAUACCGUUUACCCAUUUUCCCCCUCAGGAUACAUUAUAAGCAGGGUUAGGUUUGAUGUAGAAAUUUUUGACCAAAAAUGUUGCUCCAGAAUCUACACAAACUUGUAAAACGCAGCAUGACUGAGUACAUUCCGCAGUUUAAAAUAAAGCUAAAUGCAUUCCCAUCAUUUUUGGCUUUCACAAUGUAAACCAAGCAUUUGAACCCAAGAGAGGAACGGAAACAAAUGGCUUUCAGCUGGAGUUGAGGUUGCAGGAGCUUUAAAGCUUCCCAAACUCUCUAUUGUUAUGAGGUCUUAUCUUUUUCCCCCUUUCCAACAAAACAUUUACAUCAAUUGUAUCCCUGUUUUAUAAGUGGAAAAAUUGCAUCACAUGCCAAAAAAACAUCUUAAGCCUGUUGGUGAGUUUAGCCUGGCUGGUAAAUUUUAGGUCCUCCAUUCAAAGAGAACAUCCUUAAACUUAGAUUUAUGUGCCAAAUUAAAUCGCUUAUCAGAAGUUGAUAAGAUCAACUUCCCACCACUUUUUAUGUAGCGUUUUUUGCUUGAUGGAUUUUAUUGGUCAGAUUCUUCCUGUUGUGUGAGCGGUUUAGUGAGUAAAGCCGUGCUGAAAAGGUCAGAGUGAAAAGUGCCUCAUUCCUGUUCUCUAAUGAGUGGAUCAGGUGUCUCGUUUUAGUACAGAGAGAGGGACGCCAGAGUGUCCUCGCUGGAGUAUAGAGCUCUGUUAUGGUAAAAACUGUGGUGCAAUUUCAUGAGUCACCUGUUGGCAUCACACUUAAAUGUGUGUAGGUGCAUCCGAGGUCAGUUGGAUGCAGUUUUUUAGAACCGCCCGCUGGGAGGUUCAACACAUUACAGCAUUCUGAGAAUGUUUCAAAUGCAUUUCAUGAAGGUUAGAAGUUCAUUUUGGCAGCAGAUGCAGGUCCUUGGCUGUCUUUCUGUCUUCGAAUGGCAGUGUGCUUGGCAUGGCCGGUGUGUGUCAGUGGUGCUUGUGCCAAUAAGCCAUUCUUUUGUGAGUGUAGUGUUUAAUAUCCAAGCGCCGGUCGCCAUUUUACUGGCCUGUGGUCUGAAGAAAACAUGACUUUUAUUAUAUUAUAUUUUACCCUUAAAUGUUACCCUGUUAAGUUUUGUUGUUGCAUGUUUUUAAGUAAAUGAAAUGUGCCCUUUAAUGUGUAGCUCUUACUUUGAUUCUUCCUGUAUUUUGACCAAGUUUAAUAGUUGAUUUCCAACAGAGAUGAAAAGAAUCUUUGACUUUGUCCGUAUGAAAAUAAAUCUUGAAAAUGA
Molecule: messenger RNA, 8707 nt
Organism: Danio rerio (zebrafish)
Lineage: Eukaryota; Metazoa; Chordata; Actinopteri; Cypriniformes; Danionidae
Source: RefSeq, a predicted model, not a curated record